Ipomoea nil (Japanese morning glory) is the source of this 1312-nucleotide messenger RNA. Its product is annotated as expansin-like A1. Gene Ontology annotation, cellular component: plant-type cell wall; plasmodesma; extracellular region. The coding region runs from base 329 to 1198 and encodes 289 amino acids. Lineage: Eukaryota; Viridiplantae; Streptophyta; Magnoliopsida; Solanales; Convolvulaceae. The transcript is spliced from 4 exons. The record is from RefSeq and is a predicted model, not a curated record.
UUAUUGUGGUUUGUCGCAUUAUCCCCCAGCUAAUACAAUCGUAGGAAGUGUAGAAGAACUGCAAGGUGGAUACGAUGAAGUUGCAAGAUAUGUUGAUCUGAAGAACAACAUGCAGCGUCGUCGUGUGUUUCUCUCUCUCUCUCUCUCUCUCUCUGUCGUCGAUCUGUCCCUCACUGCAUUUCCAGCUGUGAAAUCUCAAAGCGACGCAACUCACACUCCCAGACUCUAUCUCCGCCUUCCUUGUACCCUCAUAUUGAUGCUCAUCGGUCGCGUAUACUCAACUAGAUCCCCCCUUUUCCGUCAUAUAUAGAGACACACAGGUUCAUAUAUGGCGAUUUGUGUCCAUCUCCAUCUCCGAUUCAGUCAAGAAAUUGCAGAUCGAAAUAAGAAUAGCAGAAUGGCGCCCAUCAUCAUCAUCUCCAUCUGCUUCUUCCUUCUCCUCACCUCGUCCUUUACCACCGCUUGCGAUCGUUGCGUCCACCAAUCCAAACUCUCUUCUGUUCUCCAGUCUGCAGGCGCUUGCGGCUAUGGCUCCAUGGCUGUAACUUUCAACGGCGGCCAUAUUGCUGCCGCCGGUGUCAAAAUUUACAAAGACGGAGCCCGUUGCGGUGCUUGUUAUCAGAUACGAUGCAAGAACCCAAAUUUUUGUACCAACCAUGGGACCAUCGUCAUGGUAACUGAUCUUGUCACCAGUAAUAAUGAAACAGAUUUUGUGGUCAGCAGUGGAACUUUACGCGCUAUGGCUAACAUGGGCAAUGAUAAAAAAAACAUCAUUGAACUUGUAAACAAUAAUCUUGAUGUCGAAUAUAAAAGGGUGGCAUGUGAGCAUGGAACUAAUAACUUGGCAAUCCGGGUUGAAGAGUCAAGCCAAAAACCAAGUCAUCUAGCAGUCACGUUCUUGAACCAAGGUGGCCAAACCGAAAUCGUUGCCGUCGAUGUCGCUCCGGUUGGGUUUCCCAAUUGGAGUUUUAUGAGGCGGAGUAACCGGGGAGGAGCUAUUUGGGAGACAAGCGCAGCUCCAAGCGGCCCGCUGCAGUUCCGGUUGGUGGUCACGGCAGGGUUUGACGGCAAAUGGUAUUGGGCAAGUAACGCUUUGCCGGCGGAUUGGGAAACUGGUAUCAUAUAUGAUUCGGGAAUACAAAUCACCGACAUUGCCCAGGAAACCGAUUGCUUUCCCUGUGAUGAUGGCACCUGGUGACACAUUAUUGCACCUUUUAACUUAUUGUAACAUAAUUGUACUAAUUAAAUUAUAAAUCAAUUGUACCCGAGUAUUUUACAAGAAAUAUAACAUGCAAUAUUGUCAUCAUAAUUG